CUUAAGUAUCAAGCACUGCUGCUAGAGCAGGAUGACGUUACUUUGAAAACCACUUCUGUCGUUAACCCGGCUAUGUUUUUGUCUCCCACUUUAAUUGACGGUAUGCCUGAACAUGACUGCUUACAAACAAUUGAAGAAGUCCAUUCUAGUCGACCAGAUCUGAAGGACAGGCCCCUAGAAGAUCCAGAUUGGGAACUCUUCACAGAUGGGAGUAGCUUUGUGAAAAAUGGUAAAAGAAUGACUGGCUAUGCUGUGACCACACAGGACAAGGUGAUUGAGGCCAAGGCCCUGCCAGCAGAUGUAUCAUCGCAGAAAGCUGAAUUGAUCGCGCUGACGAGGGCCUUAGACCUGAGUGAAGGAAUGAAGGUAAAUAUCUGGGCUGAUUCUAGGUACGCGUUCAGUGUUGUCCAUGCCCACGGAGCCAUCUGGAAGGAGAGAGGACUUCUGAACGCUCAAGGCAAUCCAGUUAAACAUGCUCAACAAAUACUUGCUCUUUUAGAGAGCAUUAAAAAACCCACAGGAGUAGCUAUUAUGCACUGUAAAGGUCACCAAAAAGGGAAAACUGCUCCAGAAUUGGGAAAUUGCUUUGCUGAUAAAGUGGCAAGAGGAAUUGCAGAGAAAGGUAUCCUAGCAGUAAUUCCACAAAAAGAAAUUGAUUUAUCUGAGUUUACCCCAAAAUAUGAUCAAGCUGAUCAUAAACUAAUUAAGUUCCUUAAGGCUAAGAUCACAGAGAGUGGAUGGGCUGUUACACCAGCAAAUCAGGUUGUAGUAUCAUCCUUGAUCCUUCGGGAACUAGCCCAGAGAGAACAUGAAAACACACAUUUUGGAGUUGAGAAUCUUCUAAAACAUUUAAAAAAGGUAGUGAUAGGGAAGGGAAUGACUGACAUUGCACAAUCAGUAGUGAGUAAAUGUGAAAUUUGUUGUAAAAACAAUCCUGACACGAGGAAAAGAGUGGUGGUAGGAGUAACAAAGGCAGGGGAUCUUUCUGGGGAUUACUGGCAAAUAGAUUUUGCGGAGUUACCACGUAAAAAGGGAUACCGAUACUUGCUGGUACUAGUGGAUACUUUCAGUGGAUGGCCGGAAGCUUACCCCUGUCGCACCAACACAGCUAGGGAAGCAACAAAAGUCUUGCUUAACCAUAUCAUUCCGAGGUUCGGGGUUCCCUUGAGAAUGUCAUCAGAUAGGGGACCACACUUCGUUGCAAAGGUGAUUAAAGAGAUCAGCCAAAUCUUGGGAAUUACCUGGGACUUGCACACAUCAUAUAGACCCCAAGCGAGUGGUAAAGUUGAAGGCAUGAAUGGGACUCUUAAGACACAAAUUAGAAAAAUUUGUCAAGAGACAUCUAUGACGUGGGUCCAAGCGCUGCCUAUAGCCUUACUAAGAAUUCGCAUCCAACCCAGGUGAAGGGAUAACAUCAGUCCCUAUGAAAUAUUGUAUGGGAGACCCUAUCAAAUCCCACAUAUCCCAGGUGAGAUUCAUAUGAAAGGGAAACUUGAUUUACAAAGAUAUUUAAUAGCUCUAAGUUCUACUUUGCAGAAGCUUCAAACCUAUGUCGUGUUAUCUAGACCCAUAGGAUUGGAUACACCUGUACAUCCUUUCCAACCUGGAGAUUGGGUGUAUGUUAAGCGGUGGGACAGUGAUCCUUUACAAGCAAGAUGGAAGGGACCAUUUCAAGUCCUGCUGACCACCUUCACUGCAGUAAAAGUCGCUGACCAAGGGCCAUGGAUGCACUACUCCAAAAUUAAGAAAGCUUCUACCCCUGAGACAAUUGCGACAGCAAAGACUGAUGCAAAUGAUAAUACGUUGUAAAUGAAUUCUUUUCUAUGUUUAAUUGCUGUUUUCUUUGCAUUUCUGGCUGGGUAAGACAUAAUUUUUGUUAGAUACUCUUACUGCUAGAUAUUUAUUUUUCGCUAGAUACUUGUUGCUAUUUAGGUAGAGACUCGACAAGGUAGAGGCCUUGUCAAGCCUCUAAAGGGGGGGAAACUGAUGCCUUAGGGCUGUUUUUUUCUGUUUUGUCUGAUAGCACUGAGUGGUGCUAGGAUCUUCACGGGGUUAUGGGGGUAGGGCAGUCUUGUUCAAGGACAUUGUCUCCAAGCUCCAGGCCCGAGCAUAAACAACCUGGAAGAGAAGGGCAAGUCGAGAGGAGGGUGUUCGGUGUUUCAGGGUUAUUGAUUGGAUGGUGCAUUGCUAUAUGCAAAUGAAUGGAAACUUGUAAAAGGGGUAAGAACUGGGGACAAGCCCCUUUUUUUGUCUCCAUCUUGGAAAUAUUCGGGCUGGGCCACUUCUGUGGGUCUGGAGACGCAAGGGCAUGGGCUUGAAUAAACACUCAUUUUGUUCCUUUCACUCUGUUUAGCCUCUGUUUCAGCCUUAAGGCAUCACUUCCAGGUGUUGCUCACCACAUAUACCGCAGUGCAAACUCAAGAAAAAGGCUGGACCCAUAAUACCAGAAUUAAAGGAUCAGUACCACCUCCUGAUGCCGGGCCAGAUCCAACAGUAUUACCCGCCUCCUCUCAUACGUGGACAGCAAUUGUGAGACCAGGAGAUCUAAAUUUAACUCUCAAGAGAAAGCCAAAGUGAGCAAAAGCCUACCAGAGACUGAUACACAGUAAAGUAGUAAGAACUGUUUGCGAGUUGAAAUGCCACUGUAAGAGUUCAAGGACUUUGUAAUUGUUUAAUAAGUGUAUAGUUCUUUAGUCAAAAAUGUUAACUGAGGAAUUCCUAGUUAGAAUGUUAUGAAGUGUUUCUUAGUUCCUCAAAAGAAAACCAAGUUGAGAGCACCCUCCCCAACCUCUAUUCAAUCUCCUACAGAGCAUUCCCCUAGAGAACACCUAAAUUUCUUUGAGCAGUGUCUACUGGGAGAAUGCCCAGUAGGAGAUUGCAAAUUGAUGCGGGCUUCAGCCCGAUCAAAGAAA
Messenger RNA from Prinia subflava (tawny-flanked prinia), 2912 nucleotides. RefSeq lists its product as uncharacterized. The transcript has a single exon. The record is from RefSeq and is a predicted model, not a curated record. Gene Ontology annotation, biological process: DNA integration. The coding region runs from base 73 to 1404 and encodes 443 amino acids. Gene Ontology annotation, molecular function: RNA-DNA hybrid ribonuclease activity; nucleic acid binding. Lineage: Eukaryota; Metazoa; Chordata; Aves; Passeriformes; Cisticolidae.